AUCGCACACCGCAUGUUAUCUACCCCGUCGCGACUGCCAGUGCCCUCUCCCCUCGUCAAGUACAACCCGUCUCCUCCAUCACUACGGGCAACACACCUCAAUCAUGAAAGCUGCAGCUGCUCUGAGCAUCCUUUGCUGUGCAUCUCCCACGGAUGCAUUUGCCAUGGUGACGUCCUUGCCGAAGCCGGCCGUUGCAGGCGCCGCGAAAGCGCCCCCCGUGUUCAAGAAAGACUUCACGCUGCCCAUGGGCAUCCCCGAGGAGAGCAUUGCCGGAGUCGUCGACGUGCUGCGUUCGGGGCGAAUCAACAGGUACAGCGCAUCGAGCGCCGAGGCAUCACAGGUCGCCCAACUUGAACAAGAGCUCGUCGACUUCACGGGGAGAGGAGAGGGGCCAGGCGUCAAAUACGCCCUUGGGGUCAACUCUUGCUCUUCGGCGAUCCUGAUUGCUCUACUGUCUGUAGGGGUCAAGUCCGGAGACGAGGUGCUCUCCAACGCCUUUACCUUCACCGCCGUCCCUUCUGCGAUCCUCCGGAUCGGUGGCAAGCCUGUCUUGGUAGAGUGCGAGAACAGCUGGGGCAUGGACCUGGAUGAUCUUGAGAAGAAGGCAGCCAGCAGCACGGCCAAGGUGCUUCUUCUGAGCCACAUGCGAAGCAAGAUGUGCGACAUGGACCGUUUGUACGAGAUCUGCGACAAGCACGGCCUCACCGUCGUAGAGGACUGCGCCCACGCCCUGGGCGUUAACUGGCGCGGCACCCAGCUUGGAAACCGCGCAAAGGUUGCCGCGUACUCGUGCCAGUCGGACAAGCUCAUCAACUCCGGCGAGGGCGGGUUCCUCACCACCAACGACGAAGAACUCUUCUCCAAGGCGAUCUACAUGUCCGGGUGUUAUGAAAUGCGUUACGGCAAGCACUCCGUGCGUGGAUCCGACGAGCUCAUGGAGAAGGCCAUGCUCUCAGAGCGGAACCUCAGCGUCCGCAUGACCGAGAUGACCGCGGCUGUUAUCAGGCCCCUGCUCGCCAACCUCCCCGAGAGGGUGGCACAGUUCCACCGCCGCUACCAAGAGGUGGUUGGCAUCCUCGAGGAGCAAGUCCCGGACCUUAUUGAGGUGCCCAAGCCGCUUGAGCACGCCAGCGUCGUCGGCGACCACCUGAACUUCCACCUCGUCGACCCCACGGAAGAAGAGAACAAAGCCUUCCAGGCCAAGACCAAGGAGAUGGGUGUGCCCCUCAACUGGCUGCGCUCUCCCGUGAACGCUCGCUAUCACGUCAACUGGCGCGGAUACGGAGGCCCCGUGCAGGACCUUCCGGCCACCGACGCCGCCCUCGCCACCGCCUACGACCUCAAGCUUCCCCCGCACUUCGACGACGAGGACUUCGCGCACCUCGCCAAGAUCAUCGCCUACGCGGCUCGGGUGACUGUGCGCGCGGGCGGAGAGGAGUGAAAGACAUAACAGUCCAUGCCAAAAGUGGGCAGAAGACAUGGCGCUUUCCCACCACCCCGCCUACCGUCUCAGGGAUAGCGGAACCAUUUCUUGUCUUUCCCAUACUCUCGUUCGGUAUGUAUACCCCCGUAAGUAGCAGUUAAAAUGUAGGUUGGCUUUCCUUACAUUGUGACGCUAUUCAAUGUCUAAUUUCGGACCGGAAAUGUACAACUUGGCGUUUCAUGUCAAGGGGAAUACAAGGCAUGUCGGAAGAGCGACAGUGACAGCGACAGCGACGUUUGCUUCGGUACAAUUUUGACAACGGAGGUAUCAAGUUGAUCUUGGUGCGAUUGGAUUUUGACGUACAGCAGUGGUGUGCCUUGUAUUGGAAACGAUACGACUAAAAUCGAUGGCGGCUAGAAGCGACUUGCGUAGAAAGGUCCUUUCGACUAUAAUAUAAUACAAUACUACGAGUGUUGGGGUUGUCCGGCAUUUAGAAAACGGGUUCGUUCGACUAGGAAGACAAGUCAAACAAGGUCGCAGGUGCGCCUUGCGACAGCAGUACAAGCAAUAAAAGUUAAAAGUUAAUCUAUAGUGGCCGGCCAGGCCGUAGUCUUCAUCUUGAGGUGGUUGGGAAUAGCGCGAGCGUGAUGUUCGCUUUCGAUUGAUCGUGUUUGGAGAUGGCGAGUUGAAUGCUCCAUCUUCAGGGUCGUUUGUGCAGGCGAUGGCGACGAUAUUUCGCAUCCAAAGUGGUUGACAAAAGGGUCGUCCCCUGGAAUUGUUUUCUCCACUGCUAUUACGGGUUCGGUGAGUGUGGUUCUUCUCCAAAGGCUCAGUCUUCAGUUUGGGAAUCGAUUGGAUACGAUUAAAGUGUGCUUGCGUUGUACUUGGUCAGUCUUACAAGGUCUGGUUCGGGUGGGGGAGGUUGCAUUUAUGGUCGCGGCCAGCCCGCCAAUUCAUAUUUGUCACGACCAACAAGUUUCACAGCAGCGUGUUGCACCAAGUUUGGAUUUGUCCGAUCGCACGCGUUCCUUGCGAGAAGGCGUUCUUGUGGGCGUCCUGUCGUGAUUGUGCGGCUGUUCAUGUGUUGGGAAGAAAAGUCUACGGGUUCACGGUGUGGAAGGGGUCGAAUGACGGGUCGGGCUUGUGCGUGCUGGCGGCCCUCCGGCUCAAAUCAACGAACGGGUAUUGAUGUCACGCCAGGGUCAGGUACCAUCGUCAAACUCCACGGGUGUGACCCGCGACUUUGAAGGUUCUCGUUUUGGGUUCGCGUUGCAGAGAUUUUGUACCCACGGCUGAGAACGGUACCGUGCACUUCUUUUGAGGCAUGGACUUGAGACGUGAGAGUUGCAGCAUUGAUUGUUGGCGCGAUGGAGAUCAUCGCGACUAAACUGUUCAGCGUGGGGGUGAGAGGCGGUAGAACACGCAGCCUAAGAGGCCUAGAAUAAGCUUGUUGAUCAUAAUUUGAGGUUUCUAUGUUGUAUUACAGUCGGUGGAUAUAUUGUCCUGGGUGACGAUAGAAUAGAUACGUGCUUGGCAUUUGAGUAGCUAUGUCGUCUACGCUAAAUACGGUGCCAACGACGGAAUGUAAGGGUGGGACGGACGUUUCGAGGCGAUGAUAUGCAUACAAAUAACAAUAUCAGGCUGUCUUGCGCGAGAUCGGGACAAGGGGUUUCGGUCGAUGUGUAGUUUGCCUACUUGUUUGCGUGUGUGUUGUACUCUGUGGAUACUUAUCAUGAGACAGUUGUUGAAGGAGUGCUUCCCUUGAAGAGGGACAAAAGAGGCGCUGCUCUUAGCUCAACGGCGUAAUAAAGCAAGGAUGGAUGAGAUU
Messenger RNA from Ectocarpus siliculosus, 3251 nucleotides. NCBI's taxonomy places the organism in Eukaryota, Phaeophyceae, Ectocarpales, Ectocarpaceae. The record is from the annotation of a GenBank genome assembly.